Messenger RNA from Porites lobata, 512 nucleotides. The record is from the annotation of a GenBank genome assembly. Lineage: Eukaryota; Metazoa; Cnidaria; Anthozoa; Scleractinia; Poritidae.
AUGGUAAUACAUGGUAAUAUAUGGGAAUACAUGGUAAUACAUGGCUAUACAUGGCAGUAUAUGGCAAUACAUGGCUAUACAUGGCAUUACAUGGCUAUACAUGGCAUUACAUGGCUAUACAUGGCAAUACAUGAUAAUACAUGGUAAUACAUAGUAAUACAUGGCAAUAUAUGGCAAUACAAGGCCAUACAUGGCAUUACAUGGCUAUAAAUGGCAGUUACAUGGCUAUACAUGAAAGUACAUAGUGAUACAUGGCAAUACAUGGCUGUACAUGGCAUUACAUGGCUAUACAUGGCAAUACAUGGUAAUAAAUGGCAAUACAUGGUACUACAUGGCUAUAUAUGGCAGUACAUGGCAAUACAUGGUAAUACACGGCGAUAAAUGGCAGUACAUGGCUAUACAUAAUACAUAGUGAUACAUGGCAAUACAUGGCUAUACAUGGCAUUACUUGGCUAUACAUGGCAAUACAUGGCUGUACAUGGCAGUACAUGGCAAUAUAUGGCUAUACAUGG